AUGCCCGCCCACAUGCUGCAGGAGGUAAGCGUCCCAGAAAUCUCCAGCUCCUAUGUGACCACCACCACCAUCAGAUCACCUCCAAAUGAGGGUCUCCAUGAUGGAGAACAAAAAUUGGAGAAGAUGUCCCUUUACUCAGCAGAAGAUAUCCGCCCUGAAAUGAAAGAUGAUAUAUAUGAUCACAGCUAUCAGGAUGCCGAGGGUCCCACACCCAAGCUUGAGUAUGUCUGGAGAAACAUCAUCCUCAUGGGCCUGCUGCACCUGGGAGCCCUGUAUGGGGUCAUACUGGUUCCCACCUGCAAGUUCUACACUUGGAUCUGGGCCUAUGUGUACUAUUUAAUCAGUGGUCUGGGCAUCACAGCAGGAGCUCAUCGCCUGUGGAGCCACCGAACUUACAAAGCGCGGCUGCCCCUGCGGCUCUUCCUGAUCAUUGCCAACACCAUGGCGUUCCAGAACGAUGUUUAUGAAUGGGCCCGAGAUCACCGCGCCCAUCACAAGUUCUCAGAAACACAUGCUGACCCUCACAACUCUCGCCGUGGCUUCUUCUUCUCUCACGUGGGUUGGCUGCUGGUGCGCAAACACCCAGCUGUCAAAGAGAAGGGGGCGACCCUGGACCUAUCUGACCUAAAAGCUGAGAAGCUGGUGAUGUUCCAGAGGAGGUACUACAAGUCCGCUGUUCUGUUGAUGUGCUUCAUCCUGCCCACACUGGUGCCCUGGUUUUGUUGGGGUGAAACUUUUGCACACAGCUUGUACGUCGCCUCUUUACUGCGAUAUACCAUAGUGCUUAAUGCCACCUGGCUGGUGAACAGUGCUGCCCACCUCUAUGGAUACCGCCCCUAUGACAAGAAUAUCAACUCCCGGGAGAAUAUCCUGGUUUCCCUGGGAGCUGUGGGCGAGGGUUUCCACAACUACCACCACACCUUCCCCUAUGACUACUCUGCCAGUGAGUACCGCUGGCACAUCAACUUUACCACGUUCUUCAUUGAUUGCAUGGCUGUCCUCGGCCUGGCUUACGACCGGAAGAAAGUAUCCAAGGCCACUGUCUUGGCCAGGAUUAAAAGAACUGGAGAUGGAAGCUCUAAGAGCGGCUGAGUUUGAGGUUGUCCAGGGUCCUGUUCCAAAAUCCAGUAGAGGUUUAAUGUUCUGUUAAUUAACUACUGAGUAAUGCUACUGGAUACUAAAGAUGAUGACCUUAACACAUUCCGGUUCAGUAAAUGACAAGUACUGAAGGGCAACA
This is a messenger RNA of Marmota flaviventris (yellow-bellied marmot), 1237 nucleotides long. Lineage: Eukaryota; Metazoa; Chordata; Mammalia; Rodentia; Sciuridae. The record is from RefSeq and is a predicted model, not a curated record.